AUGGCGCAAGACGACCAGCCACCUCCCGCGGCGCGCGGCCCCCCUCCCGGUGCUACGGCACCGCCGGCCCACGUCGGCAAGCCGCAGAUCCACGAGAUAUUCCACGGGCCGGGCCAGGGCGCUCCCGCGGCGCCGGGCCAGCCGCCGCCGACCAUCCGCGACGGGAUCCAGUCCAUCAAGCGCGACGACUUCUUCGGCGUGCACCGCAUCCCCUGCGCCCGCCAGGCCUUCAUGACCGGCAUCGUGGCCGGCACCGUCGCCGGCUUCGGCCGCUAUCUCGUCGGAGCGCCCGCUAACCGCCGCCCGCGCGGGGCCACAGCGCGGAUCCCGAAGGCGGCAAACUGGGCCUUCGGCACCUUCUUCGUGGCCAGCAUCGGGCAGUGGGAGUACUGCCGGGCGCAGCGGGCGAGCGAGCUCGUCGCCAUGGCGCGCGUCGUCGAGGUCAUAGACCGGAAACAGGCCGAGAAGAAGGCCGAGACCGCGAGGCUGCAGCAGGAAGCUGCCGAAAAGCUGGAGCGCGAGGCCGCAGCCAAGAGGAAAAGCUGGUACAAAUUUUGGUGA
Molecule: messenger RNA, 561 nt
Organism: Durotheca rogersii
Lineage: Eukaryota; Fungi; Ascomycota; Sordariomycetes; Xylariales; Xylariaceae
Exons: 2
Coding region: 1-561 (186 amino acids)
Biological process (GO): mitochondrial respiratory chain complex IV assembly
Cellular component (GO): mitochondrion; mitochondrial inner membrane
Source: RefSeq, a predicted model, not a curated record